Messenger RNA from Anopheles coluzzii, 1514 nucleotides. RefSeq names its product WD repeat-containing protein on Y chromosome. The transcript has 2 exons. The record is from RefSeq and is a predicted model, not a curated record. Lineage: Eukaryota; Metazoa; Arthropoda; Insecta; Diptera; Culicidae. The coding region runs from base 1213 to 1494 and encodes 93 amino acids.
GGAUUGAGCCCAUGACGAGCAUAUUGUUAAGUUGUGCAAGUUGAUGACUGUAUCACGAGAGCGGCCUAAAACUGUUACAGGCUACUGUAACGUAAAACAGCUUGAAUUGGAUUGAUGAACAAUGCGACAAAGACAAAAUACCGGUAAGCUGAGGACCCUAUCAGUGGUAGAACAUCCACCAGAGAAUCCAGAGUGUGUAUUAAUCGAAGAUAAUAAUUUAAAAGGUCCAGAGGUCCUCUCGCGGUGGGCUCAGUACUUUGAUCAAUUACUCAACGACCAUUUUAACGAGCAGCUAGAGGCUCCACUAGCAGAUAGUGUCAUGCUACCUAGCAUCGACGAAACCCAAAAAGCUAUACGUCGGUUGAAAAAUAACAAGUCACCCGGAACCGACGGAAUGGCAGUUGCACGAUUAGAAAACAAAACUCAUCAAAUUAUUACUGAGGUGUGGUAUAGCGAAUCUCGAUGCCUUGUAAUUGGAAUCUCGGCAUCAUCUACCUCAUAUACAAGAAUGAACCUUCAAGAUAUACUUGUCCCGCACGUUUAAAAGGUAUUCGGAAACCAUCAAAGAGGAUUCCGAAACGAAAAAUCAACCACUGAUCAGAUCUUCAUGCGGCAGAUCUUGUAGAUGAUAGAAUAUAGAUACAAAACGAACCAUCUCUUCAUUGACUUCUAAGCUGCAUACAAUAGCAUAGCCAGGGUACGUCAGGGUACCAACGUCACUUUCCAGAUUCCAAUCUAUGCUAGACGUUUCAAUAAUGCCUUAUUUUCUGUAUUCUACGACUUAUUGAAAGCAUCGCUCACAAUAUCUACAUUUACGGCAGAAAAACCGGUCUAGGCGAUCCGUGCGAUCCAGUGACACUGAAUUUCCUUCGGAUGAAUAACUUACUACUGUUGUUAUUUUUCAUAGUUUUACCAAUAGUGCUCUGUAACUUACCCUGGGUAGCUUGGCAACACGGACGGCCACCCUUUGUUUAUCUAUCUACAUAUCGAAUAGCUUUACUGCGACUGGUUUGCAUUUCGAUAUACGGUUUUGUAAACGGUCUGCGGUAUCUAUGCAUGCGCUGAUAUUCAACAAAUUACGCUGUCAUGUUGCUAUGGAAUCCGAUUUCGCUCGUAGCCAUCCAUUUGUAGAAUUCUCAUCAGACCGUACGUGGCCGGUAUGCUCGGUAAACGUUCUCAGUCUGGCGGGUGCAGCUCACCGAGCACGCAACAAUGAGCGACGGCAUUAGGAGGACACGAAGCGUUCAGCUGAAGUAUCUUGCUACGCUGCACCAGAUCGGUAAACCGCUGGAGGAACCGAUCAUCGGUAGACACUUCAAGCUGCCGGAACGGCCACGGCCGGCUGAGCAUCCCGUUUUCGAUAUGUCACUGCUAUAUAUCCCAAUCUACUGUCACCUGGUUCUGCACCCACCGGAAGAGAUUGCACGUCCCGCGACACCGGAGUUGAUUACACGGGCGCGUAUGGAGAAGACGCUGGAAAACUGGCUAGACUGAGAGUGGAUUUUUCCCAGCUU